Drosophila mauritiana is the source of this 701-nucleotide messenger RNA. RefSeq lists its product as uncharacterized. The coding region runs from base 97 to 576 and encodes 159 amino acids. Lineage: Eukaryota; Metazoa; Arthropoda; Insecta; Diptera; Drosophilidae. The transcript has 2 exons. The record is from RefSeq and is a predicted model, not a curated record.
GUAUUUUGUGUUUUGCACGUAACUCACAGUUCUUAGAACCGAUUUUAGUGAUAGCACACGUUUAUACAGUAGUAGAAUUACACAAAUAUCGGAAAAAUGCCCAACUUUAAUGGGGCUAUUAUAGUGCACACACUUCAGUUGCUGAAAGCGCCGGCGACACUGCGAGAAAUACUGGUGACCAUAGCCAAAAACACAGAAAUAACGCAAGAUGAGCUAAAAGAGCCUGUGAAACAAACCCUCGAAAUGGGCCAUCGCUUGGGAUUCCUGCAGAAACUCGAUGGUCGCUACUUUUUGAUGAACAUGACCUUCGAGACAUUGAUGUCUGAGAUGGAGGCCCUUGACAAAGAAGAAUCUCCGGAGAAGUCAGUUAAAAAGAAGAAGAAAUUAAUACCCAAGACUCCUUUAUCGUCGGCAGCUGGGAAAAAAAUUACUAAGAAGCCAAGUCAAGUCAAGACAACGGAACAGUUGGAAAAGCCUAAACCAACUGAAAAGGGCCGACUGCCAGACAUUCCUAGUUCAUCCACAAACUUAAGAAAAACGCCAUCCAAGCUGACUAAGCGUACAGUUUUGAAGUAACCAAUGCAUAAUAAUAUUAUAACUGGUCAAAAAAAACCAAUGAAAUAUUUGUUACAGGAUAAAUUCCUUGUCCGUUAUAUUAUAAUAUUUGGCCCAAAAUAGGAAAAGGUAUUAAAAUUAAAUAA